AUGAACCAUGUUCCAAAGCCUCUAUAUGCCGUUGAUUCAUCAAUUGAUGUACCCUUGUUGGAUGUUAUUCCUUACGACCUUUUGGAGUUCUCCUCCUUUCCCCAUCGACAUGGUUUCGCAAAGGACGGCACGAUAGACUUUGAAGGUCAUACCGAAGAGGACCUGGCCAAGCUCUUGCAGUCCUGGCUAUAUUUUGGCCUCCUAGGCGAGUUGACCAGAGGGUUAGUGGAUAUCAGCUUAUUCUCCCGCCCUUUCGAUGAAGCGGAAACACAAGUAGUCCUAAACUCCCAUGCCUUGGAGACUAUACUGGACGCAAGACAAGCUUCUCUGGACAGCCUGUCUAAAGACGGUAGAAAGGAAGCUAGUAAGAUUGCCCUAGAAUGCAUCAAAAAUGGCUUGCAUUGGAGUGAAGUCUUUGACAAUCAUCCUAAGAGCAACCGGGAGCCAAUUCCAACAAUCUUGUUAUCAGUGAAAGUCUUGAUUACUACAUUGUUGUAUUUGACUUGUAAGGAUUGGGAGUCGCUCGAAGGUCGACUGUGUCCACUAGAUCCAACUUACCCAGGGAACGAUCCCCCUUCACCAGCGGGCAAGCUUUUGAUUCGCAAGAUGCAAGAAGCGGGCUGGUGUCGAUUUCGUCUUGCAGACAUCUGUCGGCGUUACAAUUACGCGCUCCUCUAUCAUUUAUUACAAACUAAACUACCAGAAGACCCAUUGAAAGUCAGCCAUGAACAAUGCACAGGUAGUGAUUGCUGUGCUUAUACAGUCAACGAGAAGGAGUACGUUCCUCGACAUGUUACAGAUGACUGCCGUUGUGGUCAUGUGGAAGCUCCCAUUGACGAGCUCGAUACUCUUUGCAUUCCAGUCAAUGAUAAAGCUGUGCGGCGUGAUGCUAUCUGUCUUAUGGGGAUGAUCUACGGAGGUGCAACUCAAGUCGUCGUCCUGGAUCUUGCGAUACAGCGUAUGAACUUUGACAGCGAUAAUAUACCUGCAGUACUUUCUUAUUUGCCCAGUUCUGCAUGGCUUAGUCGUUGCUGGACCUUGCAAGAAGGAUCUUUAGGUUCGCGCUGCUCGGUGCAAACGGCGAAACGGGCGAUUAAUCCCUUUUCAGCGAAAUUUAGAAUUGAUAUUUUUGCCUACGAAAGACAGAGUUGCGGUAUGCAGUUGCGCAGAAGAAUUCAAACUUCCCUAUUAGACCGGUUACGCGAGAGCAUACGAUCUUUAGAUACUCAACCAACUGGUAUUAUUGCCAGUAUGUUCCGUACCGAGUUCAUCUCCACAGAUCGGGCAAACUUCGCCGAAGUUUGGAAUGCCAUUAGUACGAGGUCUGCCACAAAACAAUACGAUAAAUUUGCAAUAUUCGCCAGUCUCCUCCGCUUCAACACACACUUCAUAAUGGGAUUGACAUCACACGCUAAUCAAAUGAGGGCCAUGAUUUAUAGCUUAGACGACGUUCCAGUGUCGAUAUUUUACAACAAGGGGCCUCGCGAAAGGAGUAAUGAAGUCCACAAAGACAGAUGGUUACCCACUCUUCCAACUGGAAGCCACCUUACUUUGACACCUACCGUAAAGAAUCUUCCCAAGUCUUUCGAAAUUUCGUCAGUGCAAACGGAGGAUAAACCUGUGGGACCGUUUCUUCUGGAGCUUGAAUCGCCCAUACCUCCGAACUGUCAAUCUCUGAUCCUCAUUUCCCAUAGCUCCAGUCGAAAGCAUCACGUAAAAAUGCAUCGCUCGCCGGACGACAAGCUGGAUCCCAGAAGCUACCAAGGAACUUGCUUUCUACUCGAAGGCGAUGUUGCUAGUGGUUCAGCAAGAGGCGCUUGUUUUCAGAUCACAAAGAAAUCCUUUGGGCCUCGCAGCGAUGAUCCUGUUGGUGUGUAUAUCGAUGCUAUCUACGACUGUCCACUUGAUUUAUCCAGUGCGAUCGAAACCCUCGACCAUGACACACCAGUGAGAGGAGGCGCUAUUCUAGCAUCCACAUGGUCAAUAAAUGUUGAACACGGGUCCGUUCCCAACCUCGAUGGUAUUCCCCGUCGCUUCCCUCUGGGUAAUACUCUACCCUCUGCUUGGCUAUUAGGUGUGAUGUUCAUGCCGCUUCUUCUCAUUGUACCCAUCGGGUUUCAAAUUGCGAUUCUCGUGCAAAUAGGUCGAAAUCACAUAACGAAAAUGAUAGUUGCGUCAGCAACUCUUUACCUAUUUAGCUUCGCAUCGGUCCUUUUCCCCAACCCGCUCAUGCUCCCAUGCAGAAUCGCCGCGAUAAUUACAUUUAUUCUUGACCAGAACAAUCAACAGCGACAUCUCUCAGCAAUGGACGCAGCUUUUCUGGCGGUGACUUUCUUUGUUUUCCCUGUAUUUCCCGUUCUACAAUUGGUCCUUGUGGAUCUCUGGAAUCGGUACACUUAUCAUAUAUGGCUGUCCUCAUUUCGGAAAGACUUCAAAAUCGACUGGAAGUACCGGGUGGUGCAUGGGGUUGACGUGCUGAAUCGGUUAUAUCUCUUUUGGAUAAUCGAUGUUUUGGUCAAUAAGGCGGAUGCUUUGUUGAAGUCCUGGGGGUUCCAUUAA
Molecule: messenger RNA, 2559 nt
Organism: Talaromyces marneffei
Lineage: Eukaryota; Fungi; Ascomycota; Eurotiomycetes; Eurotiales; Trichocomaceae
Exons: 3
Coding region: 1-2559 (852 amino acids)
Source: RefSeq, a predicted model, not a curated record